ACUCAUGAGUACUCAUGUGAGUACCCAAUGAGUAAAAAAAUGUGUGAGUACUCAUGAGUACUCGGGACAUUUUUCAGCAGAGUACGACUUUGAGUACUCACACUUGAGUAGGGUGCAUUCACUAGGGUGUAUUUCUUUUGAUGCCAAUAUAGCGGCAGUUCUGGUAAAAAUAUGGUCCGCAGAGCUUGACUCCCGAUUGGACCAUAAAAGCUAAAUGACUAGUCAGUUCCUGACAAUGGCUAUGUAUCAUCACUCUGUGCAGAAGCCGUGUGUGAUCUCCGGUCAUCCGACAUAGGGAAUGGAGCUGAUCAAAAAAUCAUUCUGGAUUUUUCAGAUGAAUUCAAUCCGAUGAUAUCUUAUAGAUUUUUGCUGGAUGUGGGUGGCGAUGCCCCAGGGGUCUCAAAUUUUGCGACUCAUGGGAGACAGAACAAAGAAAUCAUAAUGACAAUCGUUUGUUCUGUCUCCCAUGAGUUACCAAAUUGGAGACCCCUGGAGUGCACAUAUAUCUAAUCAACGUCUUUCAACGUCAAAAUCAGUUGCUGUUUUGUUUCUGUUUUAGCUGAUCUUGAAGAAUGAUUACAUUUAUUAUAGUUUUGCGACUUCAACGACGCAGGUUGUAUUUUUUGUUUCGUAACUGGACUGUUUACCAUACCAUUGAUGGGAUAGUUUCGAUGCACAACGUAAAUUUAAGGUUGAAAAAGGUAGAAUUUAACUGAAAGUCAGCACGUGGACUUCUGAAAAAUCGUCUCUUUGAAGACGCCCAACUGAACUUGGAAUGUAUAGUGACUUCUAUAUUUCCAGCUGCGCAGUGUUUCAGAUAAAAAAAUCCGGAAAUUAGUAUUACGUUUUUGAGAGAGUACCUCUGAGAAUUAGAAAGUAAGUUUUACAGACCAGCCUACUAUAGAAAUACUAUACUGUGCUCUGCAAUUUGCGUUUGCACCAUUUGAAAGAGCUCCUCUUCAAUUUAGCAUAAAACAAUCAAUUUAUGUGGCUGCUGACCUAUGUUCAAAGCGGCAGCGUCUAUCCCUACCUAAGCAUUUGUACCAUCUCUAAGGUUCGAGCCUUCAGUGUACUACCUGGAAAAUGAAUUUUUACAGCAAAAAAGGACCCAACUGCUUUUGUUUCAUAGUUAACCGAGCAUUUUGUGCCGGUUGCGGUUUACCGGACGGUACAGCCCACACUCAAUCGGACGAUUAGCCGAGGUUAAUUGGCGAUUUUUUGCCGGUUUGAUAAACAUGGGUUGUGCCUCAAACGUCCCACUAGGAUAGACGCCCCUGAUUCAAAGGUUUAUCGGAGUGAUAUAUAUAUUUAAAACUUCGCUUUUUAAUAUACAAAAGGUUUAAAAAACGUCAUAGAUGAGAUUCAGUCGCUCCAGUUUGUUUUUCAUAAAAAAAUCCUGUUAAAUGUGAAAGUUUCAACCAGAGAUGAAGGCGGCACUUGCGGAUAUGAUCCCCGUUUGCCUCAUUUAAGAUUCUGAAAACCAUUGAACCACUUCAGGAAAAAAACAAUUUCAUACUAACUUGGACGAAAAUCAAAACCCUAUCGAGAAAAACAAACACCACCGUCCUAGUAUUUUUCAGAGACAUUUUCAGAUUGCUGUGACACUGGCAGAUUUUGAACCUAUUAUAUCGAAGGACUCUCACGGGCUCUUUUAAUGGGAGUGUGCAAAGAUGUAUUUGGGGUCAUUGUCAUGAUAAAUCAAACACGACAAUGAUUUUUCAAAGAACGUUAUAGCUCGUAGAAGCCUGUUGACAAAAUUAUUGUACUCUUUAUCGGGCUAAAAAUAGUUAUUUGUAAAAAUAUUUGAAACACAACAGCUGUCUGUUUUCUAAAUGUGGUUUUUCUGUAUUGAAUGAUGAAUAGAAUAGAUAGAUCGAUCAUAGCAAUAAACACGAUCUCUCUUUGAGCUCAAGAUUUAUUUCUAGAUGAACUGUAGACAUCAUAAAAGUAGAUAAUAAGUUGAAGACAGGUUCACUAGAAAAUGUAGAGGCAACAUCUGCGCAUCUUGUCGAAAUGCAAAGCAAAUGUCACUUUGGACGUUCCUGUGGCGCCUCCAUCGGUCAACGAUCCUUUUCUCUUCUCUUUGGUUUGGUGCUAUUGGUCAAAUGAGUCACCGCAAUUUUGUACAGUUUCCUAUAUUUUUCUUCUCUUUUUUUGCUCGUGACAGACAAAAGAUAGACAAAAAAAUAAUUAUUCAAGUUGUAACGGCACUUCUCAGUUGAUAACUACCCUGCAAAAAACUUUUUUACUGGCACUUAUUCGGCACAGUGGUGUGUACCGGCGCCGAAAAGUGCCAAUAUAUCAUAAGAAAUUUUUUUCCUUUAUCAGCACUCCUACACACGCAUCAGUGCCAAAUCCUUUUUCAAUCACCGUUUUGUGGUACGGGUACCAAUCGGCACUAGCUCAGCACUUGCUGGACACGGGUGACAGGCAGUGCUGCACUGAAAUUUCUUUUGUAGGGUAUUUUAUGUAUCUUCUUUUAGAUGUAUUUAUUUUAUUCUUAUUCAUACGUACUAGUUUUAUUUUCAUUAGUUGACUCAAUUCAAUAUUCUUCUUUUAAUGAUAACCAAUUACAAUCACCCCAAAUCACCCAUCUAUUAGUUUAUGAUACACAUUUAGAAACUGCAAUUAAAUUUGAUUUGAAAAAUGGUUGGAUUAUUGGCGAUGCGCGUAAGCUAUUAUUUAUUAUUGAUGGAUACAAUUUGAAUUCAACAAAAAUUAGUUUAUCAUCUUCAUUUGACGAAUGUAAAACAAAUGAAUUUAUUUCAUCAACGUAUAAUUUAAUAACAACAUCUCAUACAGCCAUUAGUCUCGAAGUUCAACUAUCACCACCUCCAAAAGUUCGAUCAUCAGUCUAUUUAUGUUUUAGUUAUUUGGACAAUAGUAAUAAUAAUAGCAAUAGUAGUAUAUGGAAUUCAAAACAAUUACCAUCACCAUUUUUUACCUUUAUUAGAGAAAAAGAAUUAAUACCAUUUGCAGCUAAAAUAUGUCUUAUUUUAUUAUUAUUUUGUGUAUCCGGAUUCUUUAGUGGACUUAAUUUGGGUUUGAUGUCACUUAGUGUCAACGAUCUUGAUAUUAUUGCGGAAAGUGAUGAUGCAAAUCUAAGAUAUUAUGCUAGACGUGUAUUACCAUUACGAAAACGUGGCAAUUUUCUUCUAUGUAGUAUUGUAAUAGCCAAUGUACUUGUGAACUCAUUAGGUACAGUAUUAUUAGAUUCGCUCGUGCAUGGAUUGUAUGCUGUCAUUGGUUCAACAGCGAUGAUUGUUCUUAUGGGUGAAAUUAUACCGCAAGCAAUAUGCUCUCGUUUUGGAUUAAUUAUCGGUGCUCAUACUCAUAUGAUAACAUGGGCAUCUAUGAUCAUCACGGGUAUUAUAUCAUUUCCAUUAGGUUUAAUAUUAGACAAAAUACUUGGACAAGAAGUGACUGCAUCAUAUACAAGAGAACAAAUUGCCGGUUUAUUGAAACGAAUAAGUGCGGAUAUUGAAAAGCCUGAACUCGAUAUUAUAACAGGUGUACUAUCACUGAGAAAAAAAACAGUAGUAGAAACAAUGACACAUUUAACAGAUGUAUUUAUGCUUGAUAAAGAUCGAAAAACGGAUGCAGAACUCCUAUUAGAAGUUCAUAAACAUGGCUUUUCAAGAAUUCCGGUUUACAGUGUUGAGAGAAAUAAUGUUAUUGGUAUUGUUAAAUUACGUGAUUUUGCAUUAAUUACACCAGAACAACAAAAUUUAACGGUCAAACAUGUUAUGGAAUUUCAUUCACAUCCAGUCGGAUACACGAAACCGGAUGCUUGUUUAUAUAAUUUAAUGCAAGAAUUCUUAAAAUCACGUUAUCACAUAGCACUUGUUCAAGAAUUGGCUACGGAUAAUCCAAAUUUAGAUCCUGUAUUUCAUGCUGUUGGUAUCAUCACAUUAGAAGAUGUUAUUGAAGAUAUGCUUCAACGAGAGAUUAUUGAAGAAACAGAUUUAUUUACUGAUAAUCGUUCAAAAAUUCGUAAUAAACGUUCCUACACACAAGAUUAUACAGCACUGAUUAAACGGGCAGUUAAAGGACCAAGCAUAAAUCCUGCUCUCAAAGUGGCCGUAUUUCAGUUUCUAAACACAAAUAUUCAAUCGUUUACGGCUGGUUUUAUAUCACAAGAUAUACUCAAAGCAUUAUUGAAUUACAAUGUCUAUGCUAUUAUUAAACGUCAAGCAAAUACAACCAAUUCAAUUUAUUUGUAUAAAAAAGGAUUUCAAUAUGAUAUAUUUACAUUGAUUAUUCAAGGCAAUGCAACAUUAGAGUCAGGUGCUGAAAGGAUUAUGUCAACAGUAGGGCCGUUUAGUUCGUUUGCAGCAAACGCAUUAAUUUCUGAAGAUAAGUCAGUCAAAGAACUUCACGAAGCUUUAUUCCAUUCGUCCAUACAAUUAUCGAAAAUUGAAGAAUAUUUUCCCGUAUUUACACCGGAUUAUAAUUUAAUUGUUCAUAAUGAAUUACAUGUUUUACAAAUUCACCGUUAUAUUUGGUUAGCAGCUGUCAAAGCAACGUAUCGUCAACGAAAUGAACCAUCGUGUAAAAAUUCAACACCGGAACAAUUAUUGUCAGAUGCAAUUGAUGAAAUAGGGUCGACAUCGCAACCACCAAUUGAUAAGAAUAAUUUGACAAAUUUCCACAAAAUUUCCAUAUUUCAUGAAAAACAUCCGGUAGCAAACGGUGGUGGCAUUACAAAAGUUUAUCAUCCAUAUUGCGAUGGUGGUGAUGAUUCAAGUGCACCAAAAAACUUUGAUAUAGAACCUAUUGCUUCACCAAUAAAAACAUCAGUAAUCACUUUAGUAUGUGAUCCGUCAGUUGUUCGUAAUCCUAUACUUUUGAGUAUUCCAAGUGCUACACGAACUGAUCUUCCUAGUGAAAGUGAAGAAUCAAAUGAAUUUAAUUCUAGUAUGCAUAUAAAUCGAAUGUUUGAUGAAGAUCUAACACAGAAUCAAAGCAAACUAGACGAAAAAAUUGAUGAUUAUGAUAAUUUGUUAACAACAAGGAGUUAUCCAGAUCAUGGACAUCAAACAUCGACACCAUAUGAACAAUCAUCAAUGACUGGACAUGGACAUUCACAGUCCGAUAAAUGUUUAUUAAUAUUUGGUGAUGAUCAACCAACACCUACACUCCAAAUAGCGCCUGAACAAAUACAACAAGAAAAUAUACAUCGACAUCAGUAUAGGACUAGUAGUAUCAACAAUAGAAGUGAUAAAAAAUCAGUAAAACCCUACUAG
Didymodactylos carnosus is the source of this 5246-nucleotide messenger RNA. The record is from the annotation of a GenBank genome assembly. Lineage: Eukaryota; Metazoa; Rotifera; Eurotatoria; Philodinida; Philodinidae.